CACAUCUGACUCAAAAUGGUCGCCGGAGCGUAUGCAACGAACCCCAGAAGGCAGAAAACGUACAAAAAUGGCUACUCUGCCAAAGCUAAUGGAUUUGCAGCUCACGAGCAGGCGAAACUUAAAGAGUUUAAAGAGUCUUUUACCGAGGAUUUCGAGGAUACACCGUUUCAAGUCGCUGUUUUAACGUAUCUAUCUUACUUCUUUUUGAUUCUGUUCGGCUACUUACGUGACUUCAUGCGAAAAUAUGGUUUGGAAAAGUCGAAAGCACCGAAAGAGAGCGGAAAUGAGGUGAGAAUGUGAUCUAAAAGUGCUUUUACUUACAAAGAAAUAUUCAUAGCUUCCUGAAAUCAUUACGGAUUUCAAGAUCAGGCACAGUUCUCUGAUGUCAGCUGUUGCUGUACAAUCACGAAUCGCUACACCACAAUUUGAGGGCGUCGACCGAAAUUAUUUUUAGUCAAAAACUUCCUUUCAUCAAGCUUCGAUUCUGUAACUAUACUUCCCAUAAAGAAAAUUCGUCGAGGGAGGAAUUAUUUUUUCUUGGAAUGUGAAUUUAAUGCCCGAGUUAUUCACAAAAUAUUCGUUCUCGUUCUUCGAUCGAUGCAGCGCGCUUCGUUUCGCAAUGUUUUGACGGUGAGACGCAUGGGCAAAUGGACUGAUGUUGUCAUUGAACAAGAAUGUAGAGGCCUGUGGUCAUUCAUAAAUUUAAAAUAACGCAAUGUGACAACAUCUAGAUGUUACAUAUUUCCCUGGCAGUAUAAUGUAUCCGCUUAAAACCCGUACAAUUAUGAUGUAAAUGCAUGCUAUUGCAUAACUUAACACCUUGGAAAGAUCACCAUACCAAGAUAAAAUGUGUCACUCAGGAAAAUUAGCUCUCCUUUUUUUUCGAUGAAAACAGUUACGUUAACCCCUAAUCCACCAAGAGGUCUUUGAAAAAUUUCCUCUUUAGUUGUCUUGUGUUCAUUCCUUGUCUUCUCGUUUUCAUCCUCUGUUUGUUGGAUAUAAAUUUGCUGUUAGGAAAUUUCUAGAGGUCACAUGCUAAUCACCUCAAUAAGCCAAAGAGCUAAGGUUUGAAAAUAAGGUCGUAUUUUCAUGAGGCCACAUUUAUCUAUAAUUUUAGGCUAAAACCUGAUGUUUACAAAAUUGAUAAAGAGGGUAAUUUUGUAAAGAAACUACAUGUACAUGGGGUGGGGUGUAAUUAGAUAAUUUGGUUUUGUCAGCUGACUUAAUAAUAUGAAUUGGCCUUGUCAAAAUUUUUUUAAAGCUGACGUUUUGUGUGUUAGUCUUUUGUCAGAGUGAAUUAGGUAUUUCACGCAAGGCAUUUUACACUGAGGUUUUGAAUGUUAGCUUUUCAUCAGAGAAAUUAGGGGCUUAUUUCAAUCCAAUGCUGAUAAACCAAAAUCAUAGUAAUCACAAUUGCAAGUCUUAGCAAAGGGAGCAAGGGUCCAAUGAGAAUUCAGAGUGAAAGCAAGCUUACUUCUAAUAGCAUGGGAAACUGUGACCAACCAAGUCAUGGUUGGCCAAUCAAGUGGUGAAAUAAAGCAGAACCAAAUAAAUCUUGGAAUGCAUACAACACUCAAUUUAAAAUUGCUCUAAAAAGGAGUGUUUAAAUCAGGUUAUUUUUUACUCUUUUUAUUGUUCUUGGUAUCCUGAUAUUUUAUUUUUUUUUUUAGCAUGCUUUAUUCAUUAGUACCUUGUUCUACUGCACUUGCCCUUCCUUAUACUCAGAACAAUUUAACCCUUUAACUCCCAAGACCUGAUUGUUAAUUCUCCCCUCUAACUGGCAGACAAGUCCUUCAGAAUCAAACAACAACUUCUUCCUGAUUUAAUUCUCAUUACCUGGUGGCUGGAUAAUUACAGAUAUUAUAGGGGAAAUCCCAAGUUAAUCUCAUUAGUAAUAAUCUCAUUAGUAAUAACUGUGUAUAUACAAUUCCUAUGAUGUUAAUUCAGAGAUAAUGUUAUUAUAUCAAACAGUAAUCCCAUAAAUUUAUUUUUUUUAAAACUGUUAUUACUGGUUGUUAUUGUAUUGAUUGUAACUAAAGAAGAAAAUGCUCUUGGUUACUCCUGGGUGUUAACCCUUUAACUCCCAGAUCAAAUUUGUAAUUCUCCUUACUGUCAACCAUACAAUUCUUAUAAUGUUAGUUCAGAGAAUUAAGUAUUGGAUCAACUAAUUAUCCCAAAUUGAUAUUUUUCUUUAUUCUCAUCACUUACCUGGUUGAUAUUGUAUUGAUAAUGUAAGGAGAAAUUCUGUUUUGGUCACUCAUGGGAGUUAAAGGGUUAAAGGAUUUGCAGUCUUAAUAACUUACUGUUAAAAGUCAAGUAGACCUCAUUUUCUCCAAACUACUUAACAAGGCUUAAAGCAAUGUUUAGUAUAAAAGGAAAGGAAAUAACACUUUAAAAGUGUGCCAUGGAAAAGUGGGGUGAAAUGACAAGCAGUUGGCUGGCUAAACUCAAAUUGCUAAACUAAGCUUAAAAAGUAAAUCCUUUUAGCACAUGUAUCAAGCAUGGCCUUGAUUUUCUUGAUAACUAACACUUAUAAUACUGUGUAAAAUACAAUUUGGCUAAGUGCAUUAGAUAUUUGUUUGUCAAUGAAUAAUAUUAUUUUCUCAUUGUUUUUCCUUUUUUUCACCCCUUAAAUAUUCAAUUUAUUUUCAAUACAAUAUCAAGCAGGCAGGUGAUGAGAAUAGAGAAGAAUAUCAAUUAUGGGAUUAUUAGUUGAUCCAAUACUAAAUUCUCUGAACUAACAUCAUAAGAAUUGUAUAGCAGAUAGUAAGGAGAAUUAUCAAUUAGAUCUUGGGAGUGAAAGGAUUAAAUAUUCAAUAUUAUACAGUUCAUGUAACUCCUAUGCCUGUAUGACUCUUUCAAUUGAUUUGUCCACCUGUCAGUGUGUCUUUGUCACAUUUUUACAUGUAGAAGUUCGCAGUUUUGUUUCAGAAACUAAAGGUUACUUGAGUCUCUUCCCUUUUUUUGUUUUGUUUUUCUUCAGGGUUUUGUCCCUCUUUAUGCGGAUUUUGAAAGUUUCUACACAAGGAAUCUUUAUACUCGAAUAAGAGACUGCUGGAACAGACCAAUCUGCAGUGUUCCUGGUGCGGAUAUCGAAAUUCUUGACAGAGUCACUGAUAAUUAUGGGUGGUCUUUCAGGUAUGAUGUACAUACCUAAGUUUUUAAAAAUAGUUUUAAAGCGUUUUUUGCAAGGGACCUUUAAGGUCAUAACUGCUUAAAUUGUAGGUAAUAAUUAUUGAAAUACUUGCAGAUACCUGAGAAGACAGUGUGCCUAAGUUAACAUGCCAAUAAAAAGCAAAAAAAUCAAAAUUAAAUUAAUUUUUAUGUAUGUAAAGAACUGGACAAAAUCUCCAGUUAUCCAAGGAGUUGGGCAGAGCAAAACUUAUAUUUGACUGGACAUUGACUGUUGACUAGCCAUUAUUCUGAGCCUUAAUCUUGCAUUCUCAAGUUAGCAGAGUCAAUUUAGAACAUUACGGUUGGAAUCUAAGUUACAGAACUACUGUAAGGCAGCUUUAAUGAUUACUGCUUUUAUUAAUUACAUACCUGGUGUAUUUUUAAAUUUCUUUUCUUAGAAAAACUGGAGAGACCACAAAAGCACUUAAUCUUGGUUCUUAUAACUACCUUGGCUUUGCGGAAAAUGUGGGUCCAUGUGCCGAGGCUGCUGAGAAAACAGUCCUUAAAUAUGGUCUGGGAGGCUGUAGUCCAAGACAUGAAUAUGGUGAGCUAAACAACAUUUCUGUAGUAAAAAAAUGAUCAGUAGUAGAGCAGAUGCCAACCUUUGGGGUGGGACUAAGACUUUGCAUUACAUGUAGUACAGCGUGGGUGCCACAGGCUAGCAACUUUUGUCUUUGGGAACUGGUAAAACUUUACUUCUGCAGAAGCUUUUUGAGUAGGGUAUCUUGACAUUUUGUAUCAGAGUCCUCAGUAAUUUCUCCAAGAGUGCAAAGUUUGUAAUUGAGCAAAGUGGCCCAUACAGUCAGCACUUAUCUUGGUUUCUGUAGUAUGAAGUGCCUAGGAGAAUUAUUUCUCCCCCCUGGAUGGGGAUGCUAAUCUGCCUUAAGGUUACCCCUAAGCACUUAUCAAACUUCCCAAACACUUUGCCAGUACUCAUUUAUACUCCUGGGCGAAGAGAGGAACUGUGAAAGGAAAGUGUUUUGCCUAAGAGCACAAUAAUGACCCCAGUCAGGUCUUGAACCCAGACCUCUCGAUCUAAAGUCCAGCACAUCAGCCGUUGGGUCAUUGCUUCCCCCAGAUUGCUUUUCCAAGAGUGCAGCUGUGGUAGUGCUGGUCCAGAGCAAGGUUACCCAUUAGGCAGUGUUACUUCAGCUUUCCCUCAUUUUUUUGGAUUUUGUUUCCUUUCCAGGAACUCUUCACAUUCAUGAUGAACUGGAAGCUCUUGUGGCACGGUUUCUUAAUAAGCCUGCAGCGAUAGCUUUUGGAAUGGGUUUUGCUACAAACUCCACCAACAUACCCACUCUUGUAGGGAAAGGCGAUUUGAUUGUCAGUGAUGAGUUGAAUCACUCCUCCCUUGUUCUGGGAGCCAGAUUGUCUGGGGCUAAAAUAAAAGUCUUCAAACAUAAUGGUAAGAAUUGAUGAUGAUUAAUUUAAUUAAAGAAAUCUGGUAAAUACUGCAGGCCAUUUUACAAGGAAUUCAUCAUACUGUUAAUCCAAUGAUUAGGUAUUGUAGUGAGAAUUUUAUUUGAAUUUUAGACAUGAAAAGCCUGGAGAAUAUUCUUCGCGAAUCUGUUGUUCAGGGACAGCCACGCACUCACAGACCUUGGGGAAAAAUUCUCAUCAUUGUUGAAGGAAUCUACAGGUAUGUAUCACAUGAGGUAAAAUGCAAGUUGGACCAAUGCAGACUCAAGGCAAUGCCAGCUGAUUUUGUCAUGUUAAAAUUUAACAUUGGUUGAAUGACCUGGCAGGGUCUGAUGGGGUUUUGCAUCUCCACUGUGUUGACUGAACACUUUUAACCUGAAGAGUGACUAAAAUCUAAGUUCUCCUUACAACAUCACCCCCAAAUCAAACAUCAAGGUCAUGAGAAUAACAGAAAUGAUCAUCAACUUAAGAAGCUAGAAAAUCUUUAGAGAUCAGUAUGGAGAAUAUGCUUGAGUUGAUAACAGGAUUUUAUGUAUACUUAUAAUGGUGUAAAGGGCUAAAAACACUGAUUUUCUCAUGAAUACUGCAAUUUUUUUGUUAAUAUUGGUAGCUCACACCUUCCCAUCAUCUUAAAGAUUACAUUAGGACUUUUCUUUUUUUUACUUUGGUGCUUUGUCUUUGUAUAUUGUUAUGAGAAAAUCAAUGCUUUUUGGUUUUUGAUUAAAGCAUGCAUGUAUUGUGAUUGAAUCAAUAAUACUGUGUAUGGGAUGGUACCAUAAUCUCUAACUCUAGGCCCAGAAAUAUUGCUUGCAAAAAUACAGUGGGACUGUAAAUAUCAGAAUUUUUCCAUAAUUCAUUUCUUACUUCAUACUUACUUUCUAAUGAAUUUUUUUUUAUCUCCAGUAUGGAAGGUUCAAUAGUGAGAUUGCCUGAGGUAGUAGCUCUUAAAAAGAAGUACAAAGCUUACCUUUUCCUUGACGAGGCUCACAGUAUUGGUGCUAUGGGCCCCAAUGGAAGAGGUGUAACAGACUACUUUGGGGUGGACCCUGCUGAUGUUGAUAUCAUGAUGGGAACAUUUACAAAGAGUUUUGGUGCAGCUGGGGGAUACAUUGCUGCAACUGAGGUUAGCAUUGAAAAGUCUGUUCUCUAGCUGAAGGGGGUGCUUGGGAAAAACCCCAACUGAUCUUGUGAUUGAUUACUAGAUUCUCCUGUUAAUUUGUCAGUUAAUUCCUUGUAAAACAGAAGGAGAAGUAGGUGUUGCAUCAAAAGGCACUCGGGGCUUUUUAAUUGCAGUCCUUCAAUUGUGUAUAUCCAUGAAUCAAUUUCCUGUGAUUCAUACUGAGAGAUUAAUUAAUGUGAGACAUCAGAUCACAACCGUUCUUGUUAACAAAUGAUGAUAAAAGUUUGGUUCUGAUCUCUUUAUCUCUCUUAUUGUGCUGCUCAUAUGGUGAACUAAGCUUUAUUUCGCAGGAAAUAAUAAACCAUAUCAGGGGAAGUUCCCACAGUGCUGCAUAUGCUUCUUCCAUGUCACCCCCUGUUGUGAUGCAGAUUAUUGCUUCCAUGAAGAUGAUUAUGGGUGAAGAUGGCACUGACAAAGGUUUAUUUAUCUUAAUAAUUUGACCCUUCAGAAUAACAAGCAUUCACUAAUUUCUCUGUACAAUACCACCCCUGAAUCACAUACUAAGGUCAUGAGAAUAAAGGAAAUGAUCACCAACUAAUGAUACUCUUGAUUGUUAAAUGAAUUCUCCUUGUCAGCACUUUAGAAAAUGUAUAGAGAAUAGUAAGGAGAAUGUGUAUACUGAUGCUUGGGUGUAAAGGGUUGUUACAUGGUGUACCUACAAUACAGUGAUAAUCUGAUCUACUUGGGAGAGCUGCUUAGCAUGAAGUGUUAACCAAAGCACACAUAUAUGAGGAUUUGACCACCAGUCAGUUCCAUUGUUACUUUCAGGUGAACUACUUGUACCAACUGAGUGACAAACUUUUUUUUCUCUCUUCUUGUUAACUUUUAAUUUGCAGGAAAGAAACGACUCGUUCAAUUGGCUGAAAAUUGCAAGUAAGAGAAAAAUUCUGAUAUCUUUGGUUAGAUUGUAGAGGUUUGUGGAUUAAUGUACACAGAAUUUAAUAGAUAGGAAAGUUAAAAGUUUUUAGCGAUGAAAGCCAGGGGCGCCUGACAUAACAGAUUCGUGUUGCUCAACUAUAUUCUGAUUUGGACAAGGUGAUAGUGUUAGCAUCAUUAACAGUUUGCAUAUACAUGAAGUUUAGUGUAACUACAUUAUAGCCAAUUCUUUAAAAACGAUUAACCAUCAAGAAUAGAAAAAACAAAAGGCCUACCCCAUACAUACCAAUGAUGCGGAUGCAUCAAGCUUUUGCACGCACGUGCGAUAUUUUGACGCGCACAUUUCUUUUUUUAUUUGCACUUGCAUGCGACGUUUGGUGCGUAUUAUGUGCGUUUUUUGGUUAACGUAUAUCUUAGCGGUACUGUACUCACACCAUCUUUCCUCCUUUAGCUAAGCAAAGUUUGUAGAUUAAAAAAAUCGUGUUUAUCAUUAAUUGGAGUUAGUCUUUUGACGCGUUACCUUCCAAGAUCUGAUUCAUAUAUCUCCCUUAACAUGUAACCAUUACUGUUCAGGUACUUCCGACAGAGACUCAAGCAGAUGGGAUUUAUUGUGUACGGUCAUGAUGCCUCCCCAGUCGUCCCUCUUCUUCUCUACAUGCCAGCAAAAAUCGCGUAAGUGAGACGCUGAUUACACUAUCAGUACGAUAUCUAGCAGACAAGUGAUGAGAAUAAAGAAAAAUAUCAAUUUGGGGAUUAUUGGUCGAUACAAUUCCAAAUUCUCCAAACUAACAUCAUAUGAAUUGUAUAGUAGAUAGUAAGGAAAAUUUUUAAUGAGAUCUUGGGAAUGAAAGGGUUAAUAAAUGGAUUCCGUGUUCGGUUAUAUAUCACAGACUUACAACCCGACACUUAGCGUGUAGAGCAGGUGUGAGACUGCUGAAUAUUUUCUCGGUGAAAAUUACAGCUGGCCUCUUUGAUUUAAUUUAGGGUAGCGGAAGAAAGGGGGCGAGCGACGGUUCAAGGGAAAGGAGGGGGGGGUGGAGUAACUCUAAAUCAAACAUGGGUGGUCGGAUGAACGAUCGCGACCUCGUAGCACCCACGCUCUAAUAAGACGCUUGCAUUGCAGGCUACCCAAAACUUUGUUUUCUAGGUGUGGUUAACCUGUGGUUUCGCUCUGUCGUGUGCUAUAUUGCGCCAUGUCGAGGCUAUGUGAGAGAGGAAUACUGAUAGUUUCCUUUGCAUAAUUAUACAAAAAAAAUGUAUUUCUUUGUUUUUCUGUUUGUUCGUGUUGAAGCUAAUGCUUUUUUUCUUUUAGUGCAUUUGGCCGUGAAAUGCUGAAAAGGAACGUUGCUGUGGUUGUGGUUGGUUUUCCUGCCACCCCUCUCAUCGAAUCUCGCACCAGAUUCUGCCUGUCUGCCGCGCAUACCCGUGAAAUGCUGGACAAGGUGGGUGAGAGCUACUGUUGCUAUGGCAUCGAAUCUUCUAACAGAGGCACACUUUUCCUUGGGAACCCAUUGUGAUAAAAACAGCGUGACAAAGAAAAAACAACAACAAACAAACAAUAAGUACUCAGUAAUCAACACCCACUGGGUUCUGCAAUUUUAGAGAAGGAAAUAAAACUAAAGAACCCAGGAAAAAUAAAUUGGGAUAAAUCUUCUUGGAAUUAGGAAGAUAGUCAUCAAUAAUCUCGACUUCGUUCUGACGCAAAAUGUGGGAAAAAAAAUGAGCCCCUCUGGAUAUAGGAGUACUCAACAAUCUGUUACCAAGAUCAACACCAACAUCUGUUGCGGCGCGCUUAAGUCAAUUUUUUUUUUUUUUUUUUUUUUUCGGCGUUGACUCGCGUGAUGAAACUCGCCCGAAAAGGAUGGACCUCUUGUAGUCUACGUAUUCCUCGAUUCAAAUUGCAUUCGUGAGUUCUUUUGGUUUACAUGGAUGUAAAAAAAUCCUCUAUGCUACUUAUCAGUGUUUUCACGUGUAGUGUUAAUUUUUUCCUUUUUGUAAUAUUUUUUUAAUCAGGCUUUGGAAGCCAUCGAUGAAGUAGGUGACAUUCUUCAACUCAAAUACUCGAAACAGACACAGAAGAAAUAACUGGAGCUACAGAGGUCACAUAGAAACAAAACACUGUAACAUAGACAUGAAAUAACUGGUAUUAUUGUUUCUUUAAAAUAAUAAUAAUAUUUGAAUGUUACCCACACUGCAAUGGCCACAAAAGAGUAUGCUCUUUUUUUACUUGUGAGGCAAAGGUUUAGUUGCUGUGGUCGAGCUUCUCUAGGAAUUUUUUAAUUAAAUGCAAACCACACAAAAAUUUUCUUCAAAGUGCGAGAGACUGGGAACUAGGUGUCAGUGCAGUAAACUUUGAGGUCCUGUCAGAUCAGGCUUUGAUUGGCGAAAAGUUCUGCCCAACUAUCCUUGAGGUACUUGCUGGGUAUCUUAGCAAAGUGCUUGGCUUAUAUUUAUUGAAGGACUUUAUGUGCUAAUUUUUUCUUCCUUUUCCCCAUAAGUCUUACAAAUAAGUUCUUGCGAGAGGUUUCUGUUUUCUUUGCCUAGCCUCUUUUCUGCAUCGUUUCCGUUUCCGAACAUUUUGCAGUUCAUUAAGAGAAAUAAACCAAUUUUUAAUAUCUGUUUCCUACACACUAAAACAAUUAUGCAACUCGACUUUGGUGCAUAGUUGUUAAAAAUGGCCCAGUUAUUUACAAAUUUAUUUGAUAUCAGUUAAGGGAAGACUCAGCAUAUGGAUAUUGAUUUUUUUUUAGACAAUUUAUACUUUUGGUCUACUAUUAUUAUAAAAAAAUGAAGUGCUCUUUCAGAGCGUUCCCUGCUAUGUACAAACAAUAUCGAUAUCAGUUUAAGGAUGCCUCGGAACGCAGAUAUUAUUUCUACUUUUGGUGUAGAUAUAUUUAAUCCUAUCAUAAGAUCUUGGUUUUAUAUUUGCUUUUCUUAAAUGGGGAAGGGGUGUGAUAAAAACCACUUAGUAGAUAAAUAUGGACAGUACCGUUUGAAAGCUGAAUGCUUAAAGUUUUGAUUAAUGACAAUCGAAUGGGAAAAGAUGUAGUUGUGUUAGAAUAUAAGCUCUUUUAAAGCCAUCACUAACAGUAAUUGAAGACGGAGCUUUGUAAUUGAACAAUUUUUGUUAAUAGGGUUGAUAAACACAAGAAUGAAGUGAUGCUAGCAAUGGUGUAGAGAAGUCUUAAACAAUUGCCUCUGCAAUAAAAGCAAUUUGAAGAUGA
Pocillopora meandrina is the source of this 9876-nucleotide messenger RNA. The record is from the annotation of a GenBank genome assembly. NCBI's taxonomy places the organism in Eukaryota, Metazoa, Cnidaria, Anthozoa, Scleractinia, Pocilloporidae.